Scophthalmus maximus (turbot) is the source of this 4992-nucleotide messenger RNA. RefSeq names its product v-maf avian musculoaponeurotic fibrosarcoma oncogene homolog K (gene mafk). Gene Ontology annotation, biological process: regulation of transcription by RNA polymerase II. Gene Ontology annotation, molecular function: RNA polymerase II cis-regulatory region sequence-specific DNA binding; DNA-binding transcription factor activity, RNA polymerase II-specific. The coding region runs from base 16 to 840 and encodes 274 amino acids. The transcript has 3 exons. Gene Ontology annotation, cellular component: nucleus. Lineage: Eukaryota; Metazoa; Chordata; Actinopteri; Pleuronectiformes; Scophthalmidae. The record is from RefSeq and is a predicted model, not a curated record.
AAGUUAUUUUCAUGAAUGGAGGGGGCGGGUCACGAGGAGUCGGUGACGCGAGCGCCUGCGGAAGCGGAGCGUGGAAUGUUGGUACAUUGUUGUUGUUUUGUAGUCGAUUCAGUUCGACGAGUCGCCGCUGGACGCGUUCACACACACACACACACACACACACACACACACACGAACACACACACGAACACACACACCGGCAGCGUAAAGUCACACGCGUCGCCUCGGACCGGCGCAAACCGACGUCGCCACUUUUUUGGUUUUACGCACGGAUAUACACCGCGUCCACAGAGUGAGUCUUCUGUGAGAUUCUGGCCCGUUGUCUGCAUGCAGGGAAUGACGACUCAUUUCAAGACGAGCAAAGCUUUAAAGGUCAAGAAGGAGGCGGGUGAGAAUGCCCCGGCGCUCAGCGACGACGAGCUGGUGGCCAUGUCCGUGCGGGAGCUCAACCAGCACCUGCGUGGGCUGACCAAGGACGACGUCGUGCGGUUGAAGCAGCGGCGGCGCACCCUGAAGAACCGGGGCUACGCCGCCAGCUGCCGCAUCAAGCGCGUCACCCAGAAGGAGGAGCUGGAGAAGCAGAAGAUCGAGCUGCAGCACGAGGUGGACAAGCUGGCGCGGGAGAACGCCAGCAUGCGGCUGGAGCUGGACGCGCUGCGGGCCAAGUACGAGGCCCUGCAGUGCUUCGCCCGGACUGUGACCCGCGGGCCCCUCUCGCCGGGCAAGGUGGCCACCACCAGCGUCAUCACCAUCGUCAAGUCGGCCAAGCACAACAACAACAACAACAACAACAACACCAACAACAACUCCAGCCCGACCCCCUUCUCGGCCCAGUCCUAGUGUCGACAGGACUGGGCUCUCCUCGUCCCGCCUGGUCCUUCCCCCUGGUCCGGACCCCGGCCCAACCCGCUCAUCCCGUACUGAGAGGACGCUCAGUAGUCAGACUGAGGGAUGGGACGGGGGCUGGCGAGCUCCACGUGAUGUUAUCCGGAAUUCACAACUUCGCCUCCCACCUUUUUUCCCCCCCGUCUGAUUCACACAAUCUAUAUCUAUUGUCUGUGCACUGUGCAAAUACCCCCCACCCCCUCUGUGACCCUCCCUCCCCGACGAGAAAGUGUUUGACACGCCUUAACGUGGCGGCACCGGCCUCGGACCUGCUCAGACACUUACCGCCUUUCAAGCACAAAGCACAAGAGAUUCAAGGAGUGUGCGUAUGUCACAGUAAGGAUAUUGUGCAACAGCCUUUUUUCCAAAAAUGACAUUUUUCUGUACGUAAAAGUGCCUCUUUAAAUCUAUGAAUUAUUAUCCCACAUGUAGUUCAGCACAACUCUCCGUAGCCCGGUGCUAAGAGCCGCAGCCCCAAAGGUUCUCACUGACAGCUUCCUCCUCUUUUUCGAGAGGAGCCCACAACUGACCAAUGUUUGGCCAAUGGGCCCCAGUAGUAAUGCUUAUUUUUCAGUAAGUUUUUGCCAAAUUGUUCAUUUAGUAUUUAGGAGCUAAUGCAAAAAAAAAAAGCAUUCAUACGUUCCUACGUACGCUGACUGCAAACUAAUUUUGAAAAUAAUAUUUGUUCCUUUGAAACUUUAAAACUCGGCCAUCACGGGCCAGAAUUUGUAUGCAAAUCUUUGCUGGAAAUAUACGAUCGCAGUCCUUUGUGAGGUUCUUUCGUGAAGAUGAAACAAACAAACAACAUCGCUUUCUCUCACACCUGCGGGGGGUCUCUCUGUGCGAGGAAAGCGAGUCUCAUUCAUUUUUAAUUUGCCGUCCCAACAGCUCGUCCGCAGAGGAAAAACGCUCGACUGGUGCGCCGGCGUUGUGGUUGAGAGAUUGUUGAAUUCGUCAUUGGCGCUGAAAGGUGUGUGUUUUCCCGCGGUGAGCCAGUGUCGGUGAGAACGUUUGGGGGCUUGUGGCGAACGUAGGUCUGAUUCGGGGGUUUUUUUUGCCUCCGAAAGAGAAAAUGAUCCACAAUUUCCGCUCAUGAUGCUCUGAGAUGCGUCGAGUUGAGUCGUGACUUGACGGCGACAGAUCUUAAAGGCCCGUUUAGCCGAACACUCAGACUAAAAUGUAAAAAAAAAAAACUGAAGCCGUCAAGGAUGCUCCUGGGCCAGAUUUCUUCAGAUGCGGCAGGUUCGGCGUUGCUCGCCGUCGGUCAUCAUGUGGCACUUAACUGUCGAGAUACAGUAUAAAAGAAAAUGGAUCCUUACAAUUUGAGAUGACAACACACAGAAGCUCUUCUUGCAUUUCUGAAGUGACUGAGACCUGAGUGCACAGCGAUCCAACGUGGUGUGACCACGUAUUCGCAAGGUCGGGCGGACGUCUUUGCCUGCUUUCCUUUAUAUAUGCCACUCUUUUUGGUAGGUAAUCCAUAUUGGAUGUAUUGUAACGAGAGCGGUCCUGACGAGUGAAAUGCAGUUCAGCUCACUUCCUGUACACUAGACAAAAAUGCUCCCACUUCCUCAGUGGUUACUUUGCGUCCUCAACUCCGUCCAAAUAGAAAUCAUUCCUAGAUGCUGCCGGGUGACGAGAAAGUGCUGCAGCCGGUGUCGGUAACUCUGAAACAGUGGCUUAUUUUUCCUUUUGCUUUUUGACACACUCUUCUGCAAGAGAACUCCUGACGCCCCCGUCUCUAGAAAAAAAACCAGCGGUGCCACGGCGACUAAAACGCAGGAGACACCCGUCCCUCCUGCUUUUAUACCUUUUUUGAGAUAUAUUCAAAUGUGACGUUCACUUGAAAACCCAGCCGUUCUUACCGAGGAGCCAUUCCUGAAAUUUGGAGUGAAAAGUGAAUGGAGAUUGUUCACGUCAGGAUUUUCUCUUGGCCAAGAGGAGACGACUGUUCUUCCCCUCGUUCCGUAGCUGCGGACGAACAGUACGGGGAACCUUUGCUGCUGUACAACCUGCUGUGAUUUUUGAAGCAGGGGCAUUGCUGUGUUCCUACUCUCGUUUUGUAUUUUCACUUGGUUUCUAUGUUGAUGCAACCGUUGUUCUCUUUCUGAUACUUAGUUUUAUAUGCAUAUACAGUAUAUUGAAUAUAUAUAUAUAGAUAUAUAUAUAUCUAUAUAUAUAUAUAUCUCUAUAUAUAUCUAUAUAUAUAUUACAUAUUUUUCUAUAUUUAUGUCUUUUACUAUCCUGGGAGUGGUGUGAUUAUAUAAUCAUCCUUUGAAGUCUAAUGAUGUUGACGCUGACCGUUGUUUUUGUCUCUGAAAAAGUUGUAUUCACAUUUACAACGAGAAAACUAUUCUCAUAACUUAAGCCUUCAUUGUGAGUAUUUAUACCCCAUGAAUAGUUCUUCUCGGCACACGUACUAUUUUGUCUCAUACACAAAUUGGACAGACAGUCACUAUGGUUACAUACAGGCUGCAGUUGAUUCUCUGUUUAAAAACAGGGAGAUGACGUUCUGACAUUUUACAUCAUAACUUGUGUGAACCAACAGACGAUACAUAUUUAACGGAGGUUGCAAGUCAAACAUUCUAUGCAAAAGGAAUUCACCUAUUUCACAUAGUUUCUGGAUCUUUAAGAUGGAAAUGUAUGUCAAACAUCUACCACUACUUCAGCACAGAUAUCAAUUAUCUCAAAUAUAAAAUACAUCUAAAGAGGUCACUUGACUUAGUCGACAGUCUCAGAUGAUGAUGAUGAUGAUGAUGAUGAUGAUGAUGGUAAUGCUAUUAUAACCGCCAAUAAAAAACGUUACCUGAAAGAAAGUCCAAAGCUGCUAAAGACCGUCCACCGUGACCCGUAAAGUCCAAGGUCAUUGAGUCAGAGAGGAAUUUCUAGACACUCGUUCCAUGUUUACAUACGUCAUUUUUUUUCUGGGCACAUUACCUUAAAAAAGACAAUACUGCUCAAAGCCUUUUCCUGAAAAAACUCCACAAUGAGCUCUUGUGGAAACGUUUUCAAAAAACCCCUGAAUGCUGUUAAAUGAGGGUUUGUCUAAUUUGAGCAGUCAUUACUGUAACUUGGAUCAUGGGUGAGUGCUUUAUUUUAGCACACCUUGAAACAUAUACUACAUAAAAGUAUACAUAUCUGUACUUGUGCCAUGUUAAAAGACAAACCUCUCUGCAGGUGAAUUAAGUACAACCUACCCCCUGUGGCCAUUCAUGCUCUGAAACACACGCAGCUCUUUGGUUUUUCACGCCACAAGCAAAUACUUGCCAGACAAUAAUUUACAUUUUAUCAAAGGCACUUUUUCUUUUUUUAACUACAAUAAAAGCUGCAAAACAUUUUUUUUCUUUUGUCAAAUGAAUUUAGGGAGCAUUUUAAAGAUAUAAAUAUUUUAUGGGUGAAAAGAGGCACAAAUCAUUACCUACCGCCGAUGUUGUUCCCAGGAGCUGUAAUAAAACCGUUUAAGAUGUCAACUGUUAUUUCAUUUGAAUUUUUUUUUAAAUGAACCAAUGCAAUUGUAUGUACAGAAACGAGGUGCUCUUCUUGAGUAUUCAAUAUUAUGGAUUUCCUGAAAACCAGGAAGCAAACAAGCUUUGCCAGCCCGACAAGCUAGCGUGUUUAGCCGUGGAGAAAAGUCAAGAUUUAUUAUUGUAGAGAUUUUUAGAGGUUUGUGCCUAAAAUAUUCAGCAAAAAAACAAGCUCCACGGUAGUAAGGAUGGAGCACGUGUAAGGAUUAUGUGGUUGUGGGUGAAAUCAAUGAAUGUUGGUUCAAACAGCAGCAGUUUCAAGUUUGUACUUACUGUAAAGAAGGAUAGUAAUACGACAGCAUGUCCAUGAGUAUGUACCCUUCACAUCUUGUCAUUAUUCUGCUCAUAUAUUUUUUUAUAUUUAUUUCAUUGAUUUGUGUAAUUAAAAAGAAGAAAAAAAACCACAACCUAAAUUAUUUUUUAUUUUACAUUCAUGUAAUUUCCUCAAUGAACUACCCUCAUGUACAAAUAAGAUCUGUUUUUGUUUUCUGCUCUGAUUUUAAACUAUGGUAAAUUAUUCCUAUAAAUAGAUCUGCUGUGUCUUGUUUUUGUACCUUUAAAUAAAGCUUCUUCCUCAUCUGAA